UUGGGUUUCUGACUCUGCUUUUACAUUUAACACUACUGAUAUGCAUCUUCAUGUGCAGCACCCUUGGCGGAGGAUGAACCACGAUACCAAAACCUACGUGGCCCAAUUCACCGGGCCGGCCCAAUUUUUAAACCCAUCGCAUCCAUUGGAUUUUCUUCUCUUCUUCCUCGGUAACGUUUUUUCUCACUGCAUCAGACACCAUAGCCACCGCACACUGUGGUUGUGUAUGGUUCUUAAAUGAAAAAAUCCCAACCCCUGUUCCUUCUUCUGCACCAUCACAAUCGCAAACCCUUCUCUUCCGCUGCUCCUUUCCCUCACCAACCUUCUCUCCCCUCUCAAAUCUUCCUCAUUCUCUCUCGCCCCCAAUGGCGAAAAGACCCUUCCCUUGAUUCCCUAAUCCCUGCCCUAACCCCUUCCCUUCUCUCCUCUCUCUUCAAUCUCAACCCCGACCCUCUCACCGCCCUAAAUUUCUUCCGAUGGAUCCGCCACAAACAUUCCUUCGUCCACACCCUCGGCACCUACGAGUCCCUCCUUCUUAUCCUCGUUCGACACGGAACCCUUCGUGCCGCCGAGAAUGUCCGCAACUCUAUGAUCAAGUGCUGCGCCUCCGCACACGACGCCAGGUUUGUGCUGAAUCUCCUCCGCCGAAUGAACACCGCCCCCGAGGGUCACGAACUCUCGUUUAAGCUCUCUAUCACUUCCUAUAAUAGACUCCUCAUGUGCUUGUCUCAUUUUUCUCUGUUCGAUGAAAUGAUAAGUUUGUAUAAGGAGAUGUUGGAUGAUAACGGGGAUGGCAGUGGUAAUGGAAAUGGUGAUGUUUUCCCUAACUUGAUCACGUUGAAUACCAUGUUGAAUUCUUAUUGCAAAUUGGGGAACAUGUAUGUGGCAAGACUGUUUUUGACUAGGUUGUUAAUAUGUGGGUUUUCUCCCGAUUCGUUUACGUAUGCUUCCUUGAUAUUGGGUUAUUGUAGAAGCAAUGAUGUAGAGAGAGCUUAUAGAGUGUUUCAGAUUAUGCCGCAGGGGAGGAAUGCAGUUCCAUAUACUAAUCUUAUACAUGGGCUUUGUGAAGCUGGGAGGCUUGAUGAUGCUCUUAACUUGUGGUCGCAGAUGAGGGAGAAUGGUUGUUUCCCCACGGUUCGGACUUAUACUGUUCUCAUCGGUGCGUUGUGCGAGUCCGGGAAAGAGGUGGUGGCUUUGAGUCUUUUUGGGGAGAUGGUGGAAAGAGGUUGUGAGCCUAAUGUUUAUACUUAUACUGUUUUGAUUGAUUAUUUUUGCAAGCAGAGUAGGAUGGAGGAGGCCGUGGCAAUGUUAAACAAAAUGGUGGAGAAAGGCAUGGCUCCUAGCAUUGUCUCGUACAAUGCCUUGAUUGGUGGUUAUUGUAAACAGGGGAGGAUGGAGGAUGCUAUGGGGGUUUUGGGUCUGAUGGAGUCGAAGAAAGUUUGUCCCGAUGUGCGGACGUAUAAUGAGUUGAUUUGUGGUUUUUGUGAGGGUAAAAGUAUGGAUAGGGCAAUGGCUCUACUUAAUAAAAUGGUUGAGAAUAAAUUGUCACCAAAUGUUAUUACAUAUAACACAUUAAUACAUGGGUUGUGUAAAACAGGAGUUGUAGAUAGUGCAUCUCGCUUGUUUCAUUUGAUGAUUAAAGAUGGUUUCAGUCCGGAUGAGCGGACUUUUAGUGCUUUUAUUGGCUCCUUCUGUAGAAUGGGCAGGGUUGAAGAAGCUAAUCAGAUCUUGGAAUCCCUCAAGGAAAAAAAUGUCAAAGCAAAUGCACAUAUAUACACAGCUUUGCUUGAGGGAUACUGCCAAAGUGGGAAAAUUGAAGAUGCCCUACUAUUGUUCAAAAGGAUGGUUGCAGAGGACUGUUUGCCUAACUCAGUCAUGUUCAAUGUAUUGAUAGAUGGCUUACGCAAAGAGGGUAAAACGCAAGAUGCAAUGUUGUUGGUGGAAGACAUGGGAAAGUUUGGUGUGAAGCCCACUCUUUAUACUUAUACCAUUCUUGUUGAGGAAGCAUUGAAAGAAUUUGACUUUGGCCGAGCUAAUGAAAUUCUCAACCAAAUCAUUUCUUCUGGAUAUCAGCCUAAUGUUGUCACGUAUACUGCAUUUAUCAAGGCAUAUUGUAGCCAAGGAAGAUUAGAGGAGGCCGAAGAGAUGGUGGUCAAGAUUAAAAAUGAAGGCAUAUUGCUUGACCCCUUAAUCUAUAAUUUAUUAAUUAAUGCAUAUGGAUGUAUGGGACUACUUGAUAGCGCAUUUGGUGUUCUCAAACGCAUGUUUGACACUGGCUUCGAGCCUUCUUAUCAAACAUACUCCAUUCUAAUGAAGCAUCUAAUCUUUGAAAAACAUAAGGAAGGCAGCAAUCAUGUGGGGCUUGAUUUAAGUAAUGUAUCUUUUAACAAUGCAGAUAUAUGGAAUAAAAUUGAUUUUGAAAUCACUACCAUGCUCUUUGAGAAAAUGGCAGUAUGUGGCUGUGUGCCCAAUCUUAACACUUACAGCAAGCUUAUUAGAGGGUUUUGCAGAGUAGGACGUUUGGACAUAGCCUUCAGUUUGUAUCAUGAUAUGAGGAGAAGUGAAAUCUCUCCCUCUGAAAGUAUUCAUAAUUCUCUUCUUAGCAGUUGUUGCAAGUUGGGAAUGUUUGUGGAAGCAAUGACACUGUUAGAUUCUAUGAUGGAAUGUGGUCAUUUAGCCCAUCUGGAAUCAUAUAAGCUUCUUAUUUGUGGGCUGUUUGAACAAAUGGACAAAGAAAAGGCUGAAGCAGUUUUUCAUAGUUUACUACGAUGUGGGUAUAAUUAUGAUGAAGUGGCUUGGAAAAUUCUAAUUGAUGGCUUAGCUAGGAAUGGAUAUGUUGAUCAAUGCACAGAAUUGCUGAGCCUUAUGAAGAAGAAUGGCUGCCAUUUACAUUCUGGAACAUGCUCUAUGUUAAUGCAGGAACUGAAUAGAGUUGAAGAAAAUGAUUGUUAAUUAUUUCCUGGAAUGGAACAGUUACAUUUCUUAUUAUUCAUAUCACCUAAUGUCUGGUUCUGAUACACAAUUUAGUUUCACAGCAAGACACUUUGGUGCUUUAUUUUUUUGUUGACAAACUAUUGAAUGCUGCGAGUGGAUAUUUGCUUGUCUGCUCUGGUGCUGCAAGUGGAUAAACUAUUGGAUGGUGGAUAUUUGCUUGUCUCCUCUGGUGCUGCAAGUGGAUAAACUAUUGGAUGUUGGUAACCGGCUUAUCCAUGUUUUCUACUGUACUUCCUGAACUUUAAUGUCAGGCUCAAGAUCCAGUAAAAAUCUGUUGGUAAUAAUACAUGUGGAAAUGUAAUCGGGAAAAUUUAAUUUAUUCCUGUGAAUUAGGCUGAUUUACGUAUCUUAGAAUGAGGUAGAUUGAUGUGAUUUUUUAUUUUUAUAAUUUUUAUUUCCUUUUUUUCUCAAUUAGGUGAGAUGAAGAUGUCUGUAAAUAAGUACCAUAUGUAAUCUCUCUAAACACAAGUCAGAAAUACAAUUCAGAUUUUUUACUUUCCUUUCACUUCUUUCUUUUUGCAUGCAUUGGAGGAGUACCAUCUUCUGUGACCUGUUCCAUCUCCACUUAACUGCUGAGCUCCCUGCUCAUGCCAUUAUCAUCUCUUAUAUGCAGCUGUUUUUUUUUUGUUAAUUGAUGGACAUUUGCUACUGUUUGGCUGUAGCUGUUUUUUUCUAACCUAGUUCGGUCUUUGGAUCUCUCGUAAAAUUCCACUUGUUUGACGGCUAUGUAAGGGACUUAAGUGCAAAAACAAAAGAUAUAAGUAAGGGAUCCAUUAGCAAAAGGCAAUCAUCAGACUCUUUUCUGGAUUUUCUGUUUUCUGUUUUGUUGCUGCAUGUGUCAUGACUGACACUGAGUCGUGACCUGCCUCCUCCUUGAGUAAAUAAAACAGUGCAGAAAUUCUUUUAUUUGUGUUCUCUAUUUGUUUUCUCCUUUCAUGUUACUCAGUUUCUGUCCGAUAUUACUACAUUUGGCUCCUUUAUUGUACCCCAUUUUUACUGGCUUCCUUGCAGCAUGGUGUCCUUUUUCACUGUCUUUAUUGCAGCAUUUAUCACCUUCAUAGGCUGUCUUCAUUAUAGGCAGUUAGCAGCAGUCUUCAGUGCUGUUUCACCUGAUAAAAAGAAAACAAAGGACAAAAUUCCAAUGAGAGCUUACUCUAUAACCAAGGGACUCUUUUUUUGUCUCCAAAUAUAAU
Molecule: messenger RNA, 4187 nt
Organism: Vigna unguiculata (cowpea)
Lineage: Eukaryota; Viridiplantae; Streptophyta; Magnoliopsida; Fabales; Fabaceae
Product: Pentatricopeptide repeat (PPR) superfamily protein
Molecular function (GO): protein binding
Source: RefSeq, a predicted model, not a curated record